GCCGCCCUGAGGUGCGGGCUGCGGGCGGACUGUUAAACCGCGGCGGCAGCGGCGGCAGCCAGGACAGGAGCCGGCGCGCUCUGGAGACAGUCAGCAGCGCCCUGGGUGGGGGAGGCGGGCGGGCAGCUAGAGAUCACUUCAGCAGCCCCCACCACGGCCGGACCAAAGGUGCGGCGGCGGAGGGGAGCCAGGGCGCCCCAGCAGGUUUCCAGUUACUAUCUGCAGGACUCGCCAUGACCCCAGCUCUGAGGGAGGCAACAACAAAGGGUAUCUGCUUUUCAUCUUUACCAAGUACCAUGGAGUCUGACAAGAUGCUACGCAUGGAAGGUCCAAGAACUGUAGAUGAAAAGCUAGAGGGAGACACUUUUUCUCAGAUGCUGGGAUUUCCAACCCCAGAACCUACUGUUAACACUAAUUUUGUGAAUUUAAAACAUUUUGGCUCCCCUCAAUCUUCAAAACAUUAUCAGACAGUUCUUUUAAUGGGUUCUAAUUCUACAUUAAAUAAAUACAAUAAGAAUUAUAAACAAAAGAAAUUAGGAGAACCCAACUGUAGUAAGCUGAAAAACAUACUGUGUAAUGGCAGCCACAUUCAGCUCAGUAAAAUCUGUCAUUCUCGUUCUGAAGAGUUCAUCAAAAAGGAACCUCUGUCAGAUAACACAAGCCAGUGCAUGACGGAUGUAAAACUUAUUUCAGAUUCAAAUAUAACCAAAGACAUUAAUGUAGAUAAAGUCCAACUACAAAACUGUAAAUCAUACCAGAAGAAUGCACUUUUGGAUAAAGUUACUGAUACCGAGAUUAAAAGGGGUUUGUUGGACUCUGCUCAAAAGAAAAUUGGUCCUGGCCAUUCAAAUGUGCCUAUUAGUUCCUCAGCUGCUGAAAAAGAGGAGGAAGUGAAUGCUCGUUUACUAAACUGUGUAAGCAAACAGAAGAUUUUACUUAACCAGGCUAGAAGAACUCAGAAACAUUUGCAGAUGCUCCUGGCAAAGCAUGUUGUUAAGCACUAUGGUCAGCAAAUGAAAUUUUCUGUGAAACAUCAGCUCCCCAAAAUGAAGAUCUUUCAUGAACCUACUACAGUUUUGAAUAACGGUUUACCUAAAUGCACUGAAAUUAAGCCAGACAUCAACUUACUGACUGCAGAGAAUAAAUUGUGGAAUGAAACAAAAAAUGGCUUUGCACAGUGUACAGCUGCAGAAAUCCAAAGAUUUGCACUGUCUGCUACAGGGCUGCUAUCUCAUGUUGAAGAGGGUCUGGAUUCUGAUGCAACGGAUAGCAGCUCUGAUGACGAUUUGGAAGAGUAUACCAUUAGAAAAAAUGUGGCAGUAGAAGAGAGGAAAGGAGAGAGAAACAUUGAUAAAAGAGAGAAGCAUCGAGCAGUUGCCUCCUGUAUGCACCUGGAUCAGAGAUUGAAGCUACAACCUAGUAACUGUAGUACUGAAUGGAAGUGGCUUGUAGACAGAGCAAGAGUUGGCAGCCGGUGGACGUGGCUUCAAGCCCAGAUUUCAGAGCUAGAAUACAAAAUCCAACAACUAACGGAUGUCCAUAGACAGAUUCGUGCCUCCAAGGGGAUAGUGAUCCUAGAAGAAUGUCAACUUCCAAAAGACACUUUGAAAAAACAGAUACAAUUUGCAGACCAAGCAACUUCAUUAACUAUUGCAAGGAACUCUCAGAUUCCCCAAGAGAGUCAAGACCUUUUACCAGAACAGGAUUUUGAAAUGUCACCAAGUAGCCCUACCCUGCUUCUUCGCAACAUAGAGAAACAGAGUGCACAGUUGACUGAAAUCAUCAACAGUUUGAUUGCCCCUCUCAACUUGUCCCCAACUUCAUCACCCCUCUCCUCCAAAUCCUGUAGCCAUAAAUGUCUGGCCAAUGGCAUUUCCAGGAGUACUUCAGAGAAUUUAGAUGAGCUCUCUUCCUCAAGUAGCUGGUUACUUAACCAGAAGCACAGUAAGAAAAGGAAAAAAGACAGGACAAGAUUGAAAUCUCCAUCCUUGACUCUCAUGAGUACAGCAGCUCGAACAAGGCCACUUCAGAGUUUCCACAAACGAAAACUCUACAGAUUGAGCCCCACUUUUUAUUGGACUCCGCAGACUUUGCCCUCAAAAGAAACAGUGUUUUUAAAUACUACACAAAUGCCUUGUCUGCAGUCAGCUUCAACUUGGAGUACCUGUGAACACAAUUCAAAGUCUCAAAUAUUCAGAGAACAUGUAUCAGAGCUAGAUUCUUCUUUCCACUCUGUUCUAUCAUUGCCAUCAGAUGUGCCUCUCCAUUUUCACUUUGAAACAUUGUUAAGAAAGAAUGAAAUAAAAGUAGACCUUGCCGAAAAUAAAUUUGUAGGAGACUGUAUCCUAUCUCCGUCCCCUGUGCACAACACUUCUCUAAGUCAGUGGAGAAAUGGAUAUUCUCCUAUAUGCAAGCCUCAAAUAAGGUCAGAAUCUUCUGCACAGCUGUUACCGGGAAGAAAGAAAAGACACUUGAGUGAAACAGCACUAGGAGAAAAAACUAGAAGUGAAAAGUUUGCUUUUCAUCACACAGAACCAGGAUCCCCUUGCAAUUUGACUGCUGCUGCUAAUGCCAAUGUUACAUCAGGAACCCAGAAUUCAUCACAAAGCACUGCACGACGGAGGCUGCGGAGUGAGAGUUCUUACGACAUAGAUAAUAUUGUGAUUCCCAUGUCACUAGUGGCCCCAGCUAAGUUAGAGAAACUCCAAUAUAAGGAAAUACUUACUCCAAGCUGGAGGAUGGCUGUUCUUCAGCCUUUGGAUGAAUACGAUGUAUGUGAAGAAGAGAAAGAAGAUCUUUCUGAUGAAGUAUUUUCCCUAAGGCACAAAAAAUAUGAAGCAAGAGAGCAAGCCAGAUGGUCACUGUGGGAGCAAAGCAAGUGGCACCGAAGAAACAGCAGAGCUUACAGUAAACAUGUUGAAGGACAGGACUUCUGUCUGAAAGAAUACCCUAGUGAAUUGAAUGGCGGUCAGUACUGUGUUAUCGAAAGUCCUCAGAGCCAGGAUCUGCAAACACAUGGCUCACCUUCAGUAAAUGAAAAUCAAGAAAUCAAGUCUUUGUGGUGGGAACGACGGGCUUUUCCACUGAAUGAUGAAGACAUAGAAACCUUACUAUGCCAAGAUGGAAAAGACCAGAUUGAAAGAUCAAGCUCAGCUUUCAAUGGUGAAGUCUUCUGUACCAGUGCACCAGAGAACGGCCAACACCCCCAAAAGCAGGCAGACGGAAUGGAAGAGGACAAGACCUUUUCUGUAGGACUUACUCAGGUUAAAAAAAAUAGGUGA
Artibeus jamaicensis (Jamaican fruit-eating bat) is the source of this 3281-nucleotide messenger RNA. It is a transcript of the gene KANSL1L, whose product is annotated as KAT8 regulatory NSL complex subunit 1 like. NCBI's taxonomy places the organism in Eukaryota, Metazoa, Chordata, Mammalia, Chiroptera, Phyllostomidae. Gene Ontology annotation, molecular function: histone acetyltransferase binding. Gene Ontology annotation, cellular component: NSL complex. The transcript is spliced from 16 exons. The record is from RefSeq and is a predicted model, not a curated record. The coding region runs from base 234 to 3281 and encodes 1015 amino acids.